This is a messenger RNA of Talaromyces atroroseus, 1443 nucleotides long. RefSeq lists its product as hypothetical. Gene Ontology annotation, molecular function: zinc ion binding; DNA-binding transcription factor activity, RNA polymerase II-specific. Bases 1 to 1443 code for a protein of 480 amino acids. The transcript has 7 exons. Gene Ontology annotation, biological process: regulation of DNA-templated transcription. NCBI's taxonomy places the organism in Eukaryota, Fungi, Ascomycota, Eurotiomycetes, Eurotiales, Trichocomaceae. The record is from RefSeq and is a predicted model, not a curated record.
AUGGUUUACCGAGGCCCAUCCAAGGGCUGUGAGACAUGCAAACGACGGAGAAAGAAGUGCGACGAAACUCGACCAUCAUGCUUGCGAUGUGCAAAUGCGAAUCGUACAUGUGGGGGUUAUGAGCGCAGCUCUCGAGAGGUUCAAAUACGCCAAUACCACGGCGAGGAUGUCCCCGGUGAGAAACAACAUGUCCCGUUUUACAAACAGGGGUCUAUAGCGAGAAAGUGCAGCUUGCCUGUGAGAGAACCACUACCAGGAACGAACAUUCUUCCCCCGGACACUACCCCCAAGGAAGUGAAUAUUGAACAAUCCGAUGAUUACGCUCUUGGUGCAUUCUUCUAUGACUACUGUAUCGCUUCGUCCAAUAACAAGAUAUCUCCUGGAUUUCUCAGCCGACUCGAACAGAUGUUCUACAGCGCCAAGUCACAUUCCAUGCUAAAGAAAGCAUGCGAAGCAGUGGCAUAUGCCAGCAAUGGCCGCAAGCUUAAUCGGCCUCACUUGAAACGCCGUGGAAUGGAGCUUUACCAUAAUGUGCUAUCCUGGUUUGCCGUUGCUAUUCAUGAUUCGGAGCCAACGAAGACUCCGGAGUAUUUGGCCGUGACGACACUGCUAGGUCUUUACGAGAUCAUAACCGGCGAGGAGGCACAUUUUGGUCACACCAAUGCACAUGCAGGUGGCAUUGCUGCUAUGCUCGGAAUACGAAAGUCGCCACUUUACCUCCUAGAGGCGAUGCGGCAUGGCCACCAUUUACUCGCAAAUAUGGGAGCACAGUCCACAAUGACCUUAUUCCCUACAUUAGGAUUAAGGAGGUCCGAUCGAAGCUUAGAUGAUCUUCUGCUUUCACUCGGUGUACUCUACAAGCACGGCACUGCUGCCCUCGAAAAUUACUCGGGCGCAUCCCCAGAUGCAAUAUUGAACAUGAGAAAUGACGCGCUAGCUCUUGAUGAAGCAUUCGUUGCGUGGGAAAUGACACAAGACAAAGAUUUUCAUCCCAAUACAGUUUUCCAUAUUAAGACCAGCGGAAAUAGCUCGCAUUAUCCCGUUGGACUUUGGCCUGGCAAAGUGGACACUUAUCUCGACCACUACAUUGCUGGUGUUUGGAAUCUCUACCGCGCAAGCCGUUUGUCUCUAUUAGAUCUGAUUCUGCAGUUGUCCGAUGCGCUGAAUGAUGGAAGAAGUCUCGAAGGAGAGCAUGUCGUUGCCGAUUUCCUUGUCGAAGGCAUGCUCUCGUCAAUUCCAUUUCACUUAGCAGAGGAUAUACAUGCUUUAUCCAGUGGGUUCAAAACUGCAAGAUGCAUACCAAGUCCAGGACGAGCGAGUGGUGGACUGCUUCUUAUGCACUCAAUAUUUGCCACUUCAAAUCUGGUGAUUGUGGACGAGCGCGUACGAGAGAGAACAUAUGGGGAUUGGACAAGCCUCGAUAUUCGCGAGAUCUUCGCGUGA